Messenger RNA from Bursaphelenchus okinawaensis, 6684 nucleotides. The record is from the annotation of a GenBank genome assembly. Lineage: Eukaryota; Metazoa; Nematoda; Chromadorea; Rhabditida; Aphelenchoididae.
AUGUGGCGUCAACGCUUGAAGACGCUUUUCUGGAAAGAAAAGUUUAUUUUGUGGAUCACCGUCGUAUGCGGCUUCUGUAUUCAAGUCGGCGAUGCGUCAAGAUCAAUCUCAAUCCCCAUCUACAUCGAAAAACGACUGAAUGCAGGUCGUGAGGUGUACGACAAACAUUCCACGCCUACUCAGGCUGAUGGUAAAAGUUCGUUGUUUUGCUUGUUAAUACUAACCAGCUAACCCAUGUCAGAGUUGGUUAGAGUGUAAUUGAGGUUAUUUUAGGUACACCAACAGUUGUUAGCUUGUCCAUGUAUAUUGAAGGUAUCAGUUCGUUUCGUACCCAAACCAUGGACUUUCAACUGGACGUGUACUUUCAACAGUUUUGGAGGGAUUCGAGGUUGGCGCAUAAUGAGUCAAAGUAGGUAUUAUUAUCUAUCUACGAUUGUUUUUAACUUUGUUAAAAGUAUCUAACAAAAGGGGCCGGGACGAGCUUAUUUUUUCGACCUGCCCUGGCUUUCUACAAACUUUCAUUGCGGGACUAAAGCUGGAUCUAGGGCCCGGAAAUUGGGCCUGCGUUUGCCGGCUUUUUUGAAAUUCGUUUUGGUUUGGCUAGACCUGGACCCAGGCCUAUUAGGACCCCUUUUAGCCUUAUUCAUAAGAAAUGGCACAAUGGUCACUCUUCUUAUUCUAGGACCAUUAAGAUUACUCAAAGGUAUAAAACAUGUUAACGUGAAAACUCAGAUUUAAGCCUAAGGACCAGCUUUUUUUGGCAAAAUUACAUUUAUUUAAAGAGGUCACUCACUAUCUUCAAAUUUUCUCUUAAACAAUGUUAUACUUGAAAGUUCAAAGAGCAGUCUUUAAAAUAAUUUGAUUUCAGGCGGAUUUUAAUUCGAGACAAAGAGAUUCUACACAAGAUGUGGCUUCCUGACGUCUAUUUUGCUAACAGGUAAUCUGAUUAUCAGGAAGUGGUACUGCCAGUAAAAUGUUUUGUAAAAUACGAGCCUUUUUAUACUGUUUUUCUUAAUUUUUAGUGGAGCUUCUGUAUAAAAAACUUCUCUAUAAAGAAGACUUUGUAUAGGAAACAACUUUUACUAUAUUGUUGACCAAUACUACACAGUGCAUUUAAAUUUCUCACAUAAAAAACUGCUUUAAAAUGAAAAUACCGUAUAACUGACAAAUUUUAAAUUCACGAAAAAUUCGUUAAGCAGGAGCUCUACUAUAUUAAAAAUAUGAAAAAAAUACUUAAAAACUUACAUUUCAGUCGAAUUGCUCAGUUCCACGAAGUAACACAGGCCAACUUUUUGUUGUGGAUUGAGCCGGACGGGUCUAUUUUCUAUGAUACACGUGUGUCCAUGGUUGUUAUUUGUGCUAUGCAGCUUCAUGUAUGUUUAUCUUAGAGUACAGGUGAUAAUACUAAAAUUAUCAGUACCAAUUGGAAAUUAAUUGUCUUUAAGAAGCUAAAAUUAAUUUUGGGCGGGUGAUUUUAGUUUUAAGGUGUAGGUAGGGGGGGGGGUAAAAUUUUUUUUGAAAUAUUGGAAUAUUAUGACCGUGCUCAUAAAUGACAUUUUUUAAAAAUUUAUUGAAUUUUUAGCACUACCCUCUAGACUCGCAAUGGUGCAAUCUAAGGAUGUUAUCAUGUAAGUACAUCAAACUUUUUACCUAUAACAAUAUUAACAUUAACUACCCAAGAUACGAGAGUUAGUUUAGCUUCGUUUUCACGAAAAGUUUCAAAAUUUUUAGACGCAUAUGAUGUAGAAGAGUUAGUGAUAGCAUGGAUCGACCAAGACCCCAUUACACGAAAUCCUAACAUAACUCUACCUGAUAUGCAAAUUGAAAGACUGGAGCCGGGAAUUUGUGACGGUAACUACAGUACGGGUGUGUGGAGUUGUGUAACGGCAGAGUUUUUCGUGUCCAGAGAGAUUACACAUCACAUCAUGCAAACAUACGUUCCUACGGUAGGUUUUGAUACGGGAGGGUAAGGUAGGGUAGGUCUGAGAAGAUCAAGAUAGAGUAGGGUAGGAUGGGUAAGGUAAGUAGGGUAGGGUAUUGCUUGGCAGGAUGGUGUAGGUUAGGCUAUAUGUUACUAUGUCUUUAGUUUUGAUCUUACUUACUGUUAUAUAAUUUUUAGUCACUGAUAGUCGUUAUCAGCUGGUUUUCCUUCUGGCUAGGUCUUGAUGUUGAGGCCGUACCAGCUAGAGUCAGUUUAGCUAUCACUACGGUAAGGUAUUUUAAAAUUAAAUAAUAUUUAUGAGGUUGUUCAAGUAAUUAUGUGCCCCUUCUCAAAGAAAAUGUUUGGGGUUAGGGGCACAUAAUUACUUGAAGAUCAAAUAUCACAAUAAAAUUAACUUUAUAAUCUGUGAAAAUAUUUCAGUUACUGACGUUAUCAACGCAAGCCAACUCGGUGCGAACGACACUGCCAGAAGUGUCGUAUAUGAGGAGUAUUGACAUAUUUUUGACUAUAUCUGUGCUGUAAGUGUUGUUAACUAUACAUAUACAUGUCUAUUUACGGGGUCAAAUGUAUAUACGUACCUAUGUGUACAUACUCAUGACUUUUAGUAAAGAAUAGGCUCAUUAAAAAAGUCUUGUCGUUAAUUUACGUUUGUUUGCACUGUCAAAAACGACAAAAUUAUAUAAGCGUUGUAAAAGAUAAUAAGUGGGUAUUGAUAUACUUAUACAAUAAAAUACUCUUGCAAAUGCUCAUGUAUUACAUAUACUAGGUAUGUACUUUCAGAUUUGUAUUUGGAGUAAUGAUAGAGUUUGUGGUAACAAAUUACACUCAACGUAAAGGUAAGCCCUUAUUGCUUGCGCCAUUUUUAACCCGGUUUUUCUAUUUUUAACCUUUUAUUUUUAACUUUCCACCGUGCCGUUAUAUCCGCGUAUUGGUCUAUAACAAGGUAUGAGCGUUUUCAAACAUUUUCUCGGUGUUUUUACUUACAUUUUUCAUCGUAUCUUGCUUGUAGUGGCUUUUUAGUUCAUAACAUAUGUUGUACUUGAUAGUCCUAUUGUUAUGGGAGGCGUCGUUAUAUAUUUUUGGGAGGGGCGGGGGUGAGCUAGUGUAGGAGAAGCUAGGGUAAGAAAGGGUAGGGUAGGACAAAGCAGAGCAAAGAAGGCCAGGGCGGUACAGUGCAAAGCAGUGCGGUGCAAUUUAAGGCAGAGUAUGGUAGAAUUUUGUAGAGUACGGUAAAAUAGAGUACGCUAGGGUAGAGUAGGGUAGUGUAGGGUAGACUAAAGGAGGGCAGGGCAGAUCAUGUUGGGGCUGGUCACAUCAGGUCAGAGCAAGGCAGGGUAAUGUAAGAUAAGUACGUGAGUAGUAAGAAAUACUUGAGGGUAAGAUGCGAUUGGGUAGGGUAGCGUAGGGUGAAUUAGAGCAGUAGGGUUCAUUUGAGUAGGGUAGGAUUCCUCAUCUCUCCACCCCUCCUGAUCUCUUAACGACGCUUCUGGUAGAUAUAAUAACUAAAGUAACUAAGUUCUUUAAAUAAUUCUGGGCCUCUUCUCAAAGACAUUUUUUAAAGUUAUUGGCCACAGAAUUACCUUAACAACCUAAUACUUGAGAUGUAGAUUAAAAUUAAACCCAUAUAUAGUGAUGUGAUAUACUAUAAAAGGUUAAGACUGAACAUGAAAAUAACUUUUUGUUUUCAGCGAUAGAAAAAAUUGCAGCUCGAGCAUGCGCCAAUAUGCAAGAUGAGAAUGUGAAACAACUACCACAGAAACACAAUAGUAUUGCCAAUGCAAAGGAUCUAAGCUCCAAAGCAAGGAACUUCAUGGGACGCAUCUUCAGAACUUACACUGAUCAGAAGAACCUUAUUGAUGUAAGUUUAGAUUUUUGAAUCUUUUUUUUUGUGCAGGGAUCAGAUUUUAGAAAUUUUGAAAAAAAAUUUUUAAUUUUCGAAAAAUUUUAAGUGAAAUUUUUCAAAAAAUGAAAAAAAAAUAUUUAGAAACCACUUUGUAAACAUGACGUUGCUUUUGUUUAUUUACAUUUUUUUCGAAACCAAAGUACGAAGUUUUUAAAGAAGCAUCCUCUGAUAAUCACGUACAAGUUCAGAGCGAGAGAUUUGGUAUUAAGGAAGGGGUGGGAAGAGAAGAGGAAAAAUGUUGGCGGUAUAAUAAAAUACAAAAAAAUUAAAUUAAGGGGACCCUAAAGAAAGCAGAAGUAUGUGUACUGUAAACGUGAAUUCCGAGCUCUAUAUCGCUUUUUCCUAACGUAUCUACGUACUCUCUCUAUAUAAGCAACCCGAAGGGACCAAUAUUUUGUGUUUACUAGGGGGUGUUGUCUUUACUUUUUAGUGCAAAUUCACUUGGCGGGGCCAAAUUUCUUGUUCACUAUAAGGAGAGUUGCUUAUACAGAUGGUUUACUAUAUAGAGAGGCCACUGUACUAAAAAAUUGAAAAUUAAAAAUUUUUUUUUGAAAUUAUAUUUUUAACUUUUACACCAUUCAGUAGCAAAAAAUCAAAAAGAAUUUUCAGAUGCAAGAUUCAAAUGGAAUUCAACCGAAUGACACGAUUCCAAUGAGGCAUAGACAUAGUGACGACCCCAGGAUACGACACUACUGGACUACAACACCUCCAUCAAAUGCUGCUGAUGAGCAAUCACUAGCUUCCUGGGCUUCAUUACGAAGACAUCGGGGAAGGGUUAUGACUAAUGUAGGUUUUUUGCGCUUAUAGCAGGAUCUUUAUACUGUUAGAGUAGGGUCGUGCUUUAUAUGUUAGAGUAGAGUAAGAUACAAUAGGUAAAAGUACAGCACAGUAGGCGACUGUAGGGUAUGAUAGAGUAGAGUAUAUUGUAUACAAUGCAUAUUUUUCAGUCCAAUGGCCAAGUCCAAUCGGUGAUAACAUCCCAGCCGCCAGAGUACGAUCAUCAAUGGAGAGAAAGAGAAGCCGAAAGGCUAGCUAACUGGUCCAGGCCAGAGUUAAGUUGUGAUGGACUGAUGGACACCAAUAACAGAAACUAUUGGAAUAACAAUAACGAAAACACUCGAGAUUCGAAUGUUGAUCAAACUUUCAAUGAGAACACCACAUCACCGGCUAAAAGCACAGUCAGCGGGGCUUUGAAGUGGACUAGUGUUAUCAGGCAGAUCCAGAAGAGCAAGUAAGUCAUUUUUUUAAAUUUAAUACAAUUAAAUUUUUUUUUAAAUUCACGAUGUUUUAGUGGCGUAUUUUACAGAUAAAAGUAAUUUAUGAAGUUUAUGCAGAAUGUAACAAAAGGUAUGGAAAAAUGGACGAAAUGUCACAAAUUAAAAUGGCUUUUUGGGAGCAAUAAAACUUAUUUUAAUACGUUUUUCUGAUUAAAAAUAGUAUAAUUUAAUGAUAGGUUUCGAAUUAAAAAAAAUUGACGAAAUGUCAAAAACUUCAUUGGAAAAGAAGAAGAAAUGUCAUAAAUUUCAAUGAUUUUUUAUGGGACAUAAAACAGGGCUGGGCGAAACAAAAAAAUUUUGUUUCGCGAAACACGAAACGAAAGUAAAUUAUUUUCGUGCGAAACGAAACGAAACACGAAACGAAACAAAAUUUACGAAUUUAUUAAAAAAUCUUCAUAAAAAUCAAAUUUUAUGCCGUAAAUGGGUAUUAACCUUAAGGAAUAACAAGUUCUGAAGCAUCUCACUUGUCAUGCUUCUUCGAUAGUCAGUCAAAACAGUCCUUGCUGUCGAAUUUUGAUGUGCUUUAUUACAAAAAGAAUGUAACCUUUCCUACAAACCGAAAUACUUGUUUCGAAAGACUUACAUUAUCCAGAAUAUUACGCUCUUCCUUUGCUGGUGCCCCGUCCGCUACAAUUUCUUUCCAUACGUCCGGGUGUUUCUGUAUUAAAUGGUGCCGGAAAGAGCUAGUUGAGGAAUGAUUUGUUGUGUUUCGCACUUUUACCUUACAUGUUAUACAGACUCCUUCGUUAAAAAAGGGAUUGUAUUUCGACAUUUGUUUAUGCCAAAAUAUGUUUAAAAUUAAAGUAAAAACAAUUUUCAACGGUAUACAACAGAAUGCCAAAAAUUUUUAACAUUGGUUGGUUUUCGGGUUGAGAAAUAUUUUUUUUUGUUUCGUUUCCGAAACAAAAUUUGUGCCUCUUUCGCGCGAAACGAAACACGAAACGAAAUUUUCGCCCAGCCCUGACAUAAAACAAAUUUUAAUACAUUUUUAGGCUAGAAAUAGCAUAAUCUAAUGAAAAUUUUAGAAUUUUUACGAAGUGACGAAAUGUCAAGAAUUUCAUUGGACAAGUGGAUGAAAUGUCACAAAUUUAAAUGAAUUUUAAUAUCAAUAAAAUUUGUCUUAACACUUUUUGUAAUCAAAAAUGGUAUAAUCUAAUAAAAAUUUUAACAUUUUCACAAAAUGACAAAAUUUCAAGACAUUUAUGGGAAAAAUAAACGAAAUGUCACAAAUUUUAAUUUGGCUUUGCAUUAUAAAUUUCAAUUUCAGAGCCUCACGAAAAGAGUUUGGCAAGAUGCAAGCGAAGAAGAUUGACGAAUGGAGUCGUUGGGUGUUUCCUCUGUCCUAUCUGAUGUUCCACAUCGUCUACUGGAGCUACUAUUUAUACUGGCAUGGUAAAGGCAGAAAAUUUUCGAAAGAUUGGCAGUGAUUUGGUUUGAUUUCUCCUUUCGUUUCGUGUAGAUUUUUGAUUUUGUAGCUGGUGUUGUGGUUAUUAGUACUUCUUUUUGUGUAAAAAUUUUAAAAAAUGAUGACAUUUUUAGGUAAACGGAAAAUUGUUACCUAG